Messenger RNA from Symbiodinium natans, 6213 nucleotides. Lineage: Eukaryota; Dinophyceae; Suessiales; Symbiodiniaceae. The record is from the annotation of a GenBank genome assembly.
AUGAUAGGAAGAUCUUGCCUCAUCCCUUUCAUUUUCCUCUUUGCCAAUGCACGCUUCCUCGGCGCAGUGUCGGCGCCGAGUGUGAAGCACAAGGAGCACAGUCCGUUCGUAAGCGACACAAGAAGACAGGUCAAAGGAUCUUCAGGAGUGGAGGUCGCGAAGGAUGGUCAGGCGCAUAGAAGAAUCAUCCGGGGCAGUGACGCCCGAGAUGAAGCGAAGGCCAAGAAGGAUUCAUAUGCUGCGAUAGCUGUCGAUGCAGCAGCCGAAGCCGAAUCCAUCAAAUCUUCAAGCAGCCUGGACACCAACUCAGACCUGCAGGUGCAGACUAGCGAGGCCCCGGAGACGGAAGAUGAUUCCAGUGAGGAAGAGACCACACCGCAAUCAUCCACCAUGACUAGUACAGCUUCGAGUGCCACGUCCAGCGCGCCCACAGUUGCUGAAGUCAACGCCGGGCAAAAUGUCGACUGUCAGUGGGAGACCUGGCGAGAGUGGAGUGCCUGCCAAUUUACUUGUGGUGGAGGACAAUCCGUUCGUACACGCAAAGUGCGGCAGAUGGCGCAAGGCAAUGGGGCUGCUUGCGAUAACAACGACAAAGAAACUCGCGACUGCAACUCCAAUCCCUGCCCGAUUGAUUGCAUUUGGGAUGAAUGGGCUCCGUGGGGAAGCUGCUCGGCAACCUGCGGGCUUGGCACAAAGGUCAAAAUGCGUGCUCAGACUCAGCUUCCAGAAUAUGGAGGCAAACCUUGCAUCGGAAAUGCCACGGCAUCGGCAGAGUGCCAGGCCAAGAUUUGUCCAGUGGAUUGCAAGUGGGGCGACUGGGGAGACUGGGAAGGCUGCUCCAAGUCUUGCGGCGUCGGCGAGAGGUCAAGGUAUCGGAGCUACGCGCAGAUCAAGAAUACACAGGGCAAGGAAUGUCCCGGUCAAAACCUUCAGACCGAGAACUGCGGGAUGAACACAUGCCCUGUUGAUUGCGUCAUGGAGGAUUGGCAGCCGUGGGAGCCUUGUGACGUCACUUGCGGAGACGGCAUCAUGCGACGAGAGCGCAAGGUAUUGACACUGCCAGUGUUUGGCGGGGAGAUGUGCAGUGCUGUCUCAGAGAACAAAACUUGUGACAAUGGCCUUUGCCCCGUUCAUUGCCAGCUUAGUGACUGGACGCAGUGGGCGGAUUGUAGUAUCAGUUGUACAACAGACGGGCAGCCGGGGUCUACGAAACGGUUCCGGGCGGUAGUUCAACACAAGAACAUGCUGGGAGAUGACUGCGCCGGAGAGCUUGAGCAGACCACCACGUGCAGCCCUACUCAAUGCCCGGUGGAUUGCCAGAUGUCUGACUGGACUACUUGGUCUGAUUGCAGCAGCACCUGUGGUCCCGGAGUUGUCGAGCGUCAGCGCAACCUGGCAGCAGCGGCACAAUAUGGAGGUAAAGACUGCCUCGGAGAUGCCAACGAAACAUAUCAGAAGCGGUACUGUUCCAGAGAUACAUGCCCAGUGGACUGCCAAUGGAGCGAUUGGCAGGAGUGGCGUGCUUGCUCGGUAACGUGUGGGUCUGGAACCAGUUACCGCAUGCGUUUGGUGCAGACGCCGAUGCUACAUGGUGGCAAGGAUUGCGACGGUGGCUCACAACAGACUCGCGCAUGCAAUCCGGCAUCAUGCCCGGUCCACUGCGAGUGGGGAGAUUGGACGACGUGGGGAGAUUGCAGCACCACCUGUGGUGAUGGCGAAGAGAAGCGAAGCAGAGAUGUGAAGGUUCGUGCCGACUUUGGCGGUGACCCCUGCUCAGGUACUGCUCAUGGCAAUAGAAGCUGUGACAACAAGGAAUGCCCCGUGAAUUGUCAAUGGGCAGACUGGGCGACUUGGGGAAGCUGCUCAGCAUCUUGUGGCUCAGGUCUCCAAACGCGGCAGCGUGAAAAGGCAGUUCCUGCGCAACAUGGUGGCAGUGAUUGUGAUGGAUCCGUCAAGGAGUCCGUUGCCUGUCCCACCCUACCCGCGUGCCCGGUGGAUUGCGAGUGGGAUGACUGGUCACAGUGGGAAGGAUGCUCUGUGACAUGCGGGUCUGGGUUCAUAAGAAGAAGCCGGACGAGGAGGCUCUAUGAAAAGAAUGGCGGCCAUCUCUGCUAUGGGACUGAGGAUGAUGAGCAGGCUUGCGCGCUGGAUCCUUGUCCUGUUGAUUGCGUCCUGGGAGACUGGGGACGCUGGUCGGAAUGCUCGGUUACAUGUGGGCCCACUGGUCAGCAGACACGAUCUCGUGCCAUUGUCGUUGAUGGGUCUUUGGGUGGCAAAGCUUGCAGCGCAGAUAAUCAAAGUGAAGCAACAGCCUGCGAAGAUGCUCCGUGCCCUGUCCACUGCGAGUGGGCGACAUGGGGUGAAUGGAGCAAGUGCACCAAGCAAUGCAAUGCGGGAACAACUUUUCGGCACCGGUCUGAGAAUGUAUCCGCGGAGCACGGAGGACGCCAAUGUGAAGGUUCUGCUGACGAGGAGAUGGUGUGCAACGCGCAUGGCUGUCCAGUCGAUUGCAAAUUUGAUGAUUGGACGGAGUGGACUGAGUGUUCGAAGAGCUGUAGUACUGGCAACAGGACAGCGACCCGAAAGCUCAUAACCCCAGCGUUGUGGGGUGGUCAACCUUGCGAUGGAGGCAUCUUCAAGACAGAGUACUGCAACGAGCAGCCCUGCCCGAUAGACUGCGUCUGGGGCGAGUGGUCUAACUACGCCCUUUGUUCGAAGACGUGUGGCGGUGGUCAGAUGCAGAGGACUCGCGAAUCGACUCCCGAGCUGUAUGGUGGUAUGUCCUGCAGUGGGCUUGCAAAGGAGUCCACGCCAUGCAAUACGCAAGGGUGCCCCCAGGACUGCCAGUGGGGCCAGUGGACAACUUGGACACCUUGUUCCAAAGAAUGUGGCGGUGGAUCCAUCAAGCGAUUUCGAGAUGUCGUUGUGAAGCGAGCUUUUGGUGGGGAUCCAUGUGUUGGAGCUUCAGAGGAGGAAGCGGGCUGCAACUUCGACGUCUGCGCAGUCCACUGCGAAUGGAAUGACUGGGAGCCAUGGGGCCCCUGCCCAGCCAGUUGCAAUGGAGGGGUGCGCACCAAAAGUAGAACCCGCAAGCAGGAAGCCUCUGCUGGUGGAAGGCCGUGUGGCGGCAAUCGCACCGAACUUGAGAGAUGCAACCCUCAACCAUGUCCAGUAGACUGCAGCUUCGAGCUGUGGCAAGAGUGGGGCGAUUGCUCGGCUUCCUGCGGAGUGGGCUCGCGUUUCCGGACGCGAGUGAAGAAGGCGGAGCUCUAUGGCGGGGCACCGUGUCAGGACGUGAUGUGGGAGACGGGCGAGUGCAGCAACCCCGAGGAUGAAAUCAACUGUCCCCACUCAACCUCAAGCACCACGACAACGUUGACACUCCUCCAACUUGAAAAUGGAGAACUUGGCUGGAGCCACCUGCACAACGUGUGGGAGCCACACGUAGAUCGCGGCCCGUUGGACAUUCCGGACAAUGAAGAGCUGUCCAAGAAUUUCUCGAUCAGCAAAGAUCCCAGCUACAAGGGAGCACCUUACAAGCCCACGAUACCUUGUCCCAAAGACAAGCUGAACAAGUCGCUUGAGAUCUAUGAAAAGCUGAAGUUCCAGCAGCCCAAUCUUGCCAAAUUGCCGAAUGCAACACAGGCAGAGGCCAUGCAGGUGAUCGACGAGAUUAUCAAGAACAUAACGGGAGAGGUGCCACAAGUGAACUACACGUACAACGAAGUGGUCUUGAAGCGCACAACGGCCCCACCAACGCUGCCACCGCCAUCUCCGACAGCCGUGGAGCGGACUGCAGACAUGGGCACGUCUGGCGACGAUAUCCAAGAGGUGCUCAACAUCCUGGAAGCCCUGCCCAGCAAGAGCGCUGAAGUGGAGAAGUUUUUGGAGCAGGUCAGGCAGAAUCUAUCUGCCAGUGACGGGUCGCGGCCUUUCCAGGGCGCGGGGAACUUUUCGGAAUAUUUGUCCAAGGAGGCAGCCGAAGCACCUGACACACCUGCCUCGAAGAACUUCACGGAUGCCUUUGAGAAUGGCAACAAGAAGGAGGGAAAGACGGUACUGGCGGAAGUUGCUGGAGACCUUGGUCUAGAUGUGAUCGAAGCAGACGACUUUGCCGGAAACCCAUCAAUUCCUGAUGCUAUGGCAAAGACCCUUGCCGAUUUGGCGGGUGCUGACAGCAAAGAUGUAAAGGUGGACGUUACCAUUCCACAGGCCAUGCUGCUUUCGCAAGUGCAGAAGAAGGUGAAGGGCAAUGUGAAUGUGGCAUAUAUGAUUGAGGUUUAUAAAGAAGACGCGAAUCGAGGAAAUGCAUCCUACGUCGCAUCACGUAUCUCAUCUCAGGACAUAAACAUGGUGACAUCAGAAGCCAGACGGCAGGUGACGGCCGCUGGUCAGAAUUUCGCGCUCAGGGCCGUAAGCCUCAGCGUGACUAUCUUGCCGGUCAGCACUGACGGCAACAUCGAGAUGUUGCCUAGCUCCGACGAAGCGGAUGCAGCAAACAAUUCGCUGGUCGAGGACGCCGUGCCCACUGCCGUCCUUGAUGGGAAGGCCAAGGCUCCAAGCAGCGCCCAAGCCAUGGUGGAAACGGCUCAUCAAGUAAAGAGCGCCUCCAAGGUUGCAGCUGCGAAGCGCCAUGAGCAGCAUGAGGCCGAAGCAGACAAGGUCAGCUUUCGCAGCAAUCGUAGCGCUUUGUUCCACGGCACGUCUGAUGCUUGGGAGCUGGUGUUGAAGAUCGCCAAGACCAAGAAAUUUGGAUUUUCCUCUCCGUUGUGGGAGAGCUCCAAACUGCUGAAUGAACAAUCGCCAGAGGACAAGGUCGAGGAUGCCAAGUACGACGCUUACAACACGGCGUCCUUCAAGAAAAUUCGCGUGUGUGUUGACAAGCCGAAGGACAACUGCGUGGAGCACACCUUCGCCAAGAAGUACGAUAGUGCCAAAGCGCUGUUCAGUGCCGGGUAUAUUAAAGAUGAGAAAGUCAAGAAGGAUGACAUUCUGAAAGCAUUCGGACCCAAGAAGGGGUCCUACCAGGACUGCGGCAUGCAGAGGCCUGGCUUCAACAUCCAGUGCAAAGACGGCAACAAAGCCCGCUGGGGCUACUGCAACAACUGCAAGACCCAAGACUGCCAGGAAGAGGAUGAAAAUGAUGCAGACGGAGCUAUCGGGAUUGGGCUUGCAGGGCAGAGCACGGAGACAGAGAUGGGAGCAGGUUUCACAGCGUUCUUUGCGUCCGGCUCAUGUCAUCCCACUGGCACGACCUUCAAGGCUGUGUGGCUUUGGGUUGAGAGCGAGGAGAAGAAGGCAGCUGAGAAGUCAGACAAUGCAAGACAUUACCUGUCCAUCCUGGCUGCUUCACCGCUGGCUGCCAUGCUGGCAGCUCUCAAGAUGGGAUAUCGCGGGAUUGAUACGUCUGAGAUGAACAGGAACCUGACAGAUGUCCGGUGGGCGUGCGAGAAAUCUGGUUUGGCUCGCGGGGACUUGUUCUUUGUCGUGAAGAUACCGCCCUGGGGCCAUGGCUAUGAAGGUGUGCACCAAUCGUUCAAGAGGCAGAUUAGUCAGCUGGCCAUUGAUCAUGUUGAUUUGCUGCUGAUUCAUUGGCCUCACCCGUGGUUCCGGCAGCAACAAAACUGGAGUCCGUCGCAGUGGUCCACGGCCAAGCAGACCAAAGCUUCUCUGCGUCGAGAAACUUGGAAAGCCAUGGAAGAGCUUUACAACUCCGGACGGGCACGCGCAAUUGGAGUCAGCAAUCACACGAUCGAGGACAUGGAGGCAAUUCUGCGUGACUGUGCCGUUGCUCCAAUGGUCAUGCAGGGAGAGUCACACCCGCACUGGACAAACAGGUCUGUGCGCGACUGGUGCAGGAAACAUGAGAUCGUUUUCCAAGGCUAUGCACCUUUUGGUGGACAAGAGACCACGCACAAUUCUGGCCAUCGUGCCGUUGAUGAUCCAACAGUUCAAUCGGUAGCGGAGAAGAAUGGCUUGACACCGUUUCAGGCCUGCAUGCAGUGGAACCAGGCACGCAACUCAAGUACCGUGGUAAAGUCCAAGGACACGAAGCACCUGCGUGAGAACCUGGCUGCUUGCCAAGGGCUACAGUGCACUGCAGCAGAUCUGGGACGAAUCGAUGAGCGAGCAAAGGACUUUUUGAAGUAUGGCCCUUGCUACUGGGGGCACAAUGACAUGGACUACAUGAAUCCAUGGAAGGAGCUGCGGUGA